Molecule: messenger RNA, 1455 nt
Organism: Sparassis crispa
Lineage: Eukaryota; Fungi; Basidiomycota; Agaricomycetes; Polyporales; Sparassidaceae
Exons: 11
Coding region: 1-1455 (484 amino acids)
Source: RefSeq, a predicted model, not a curated record
AUGCCCUACGUCGACAUCGUCACGCGGGAAGACUAUGCCUCCAUAUUCUACAUCACCAAUACCCCGACAGGGAGCGUGUCCAGCUUUGAUCCGUCAAAGCCCACAGUCGUCAUGAUGCACCCUCUCUUGCUGGGCUCUGCGUGGACCUAUCCUCAGACAGGGUACCCGCGUUUGCACUCGGAUUUCAACAUUAUUUGCUUCGACACGCGCUCCUCGGGUCAGUCGCUCUGUAAAGCGUCAGGGGAAUUCGAUCUCUGGGUGAUUGCGGCCGAUUUAGCACUCGCGUUCCAUCACUUGGGUCUCCCACCUGCACACAUCUUCACACCGGAACUUUAUGCUUACGCUUCUCUGCGCUUCGCAGCUCUAUUCCCUGAGCACUGUCUCAGCGUGACGCUUUGCAAUGUGCCUGCGCAAUCAGAACUGAGGAGGAUUGCCGAUGCGUGGGAGGAAUUAUCUCCUCACUGGACCCACACAGAGGAUUUGGAGUCGAUGGAAUACUGUAUCAAGGAAGUACUGGACUUCUUCACUGGGCCCGAUAAUACCGACCCAGAGAUGGUCGACUUGCAUGACGAUCUGGCAGUGUGGUGGCAAACGACCUACCCGCCAUUCAAGCGCUCGUUGACGAGAACCAACUUCAACCUGAUUGCGAAUCGAGUACCAAUGACCUCCGAAGAAUUGGCUGCUGUUCGCUGUCCUCUGCUGAUCAUUCAGGCUGAGCGCAGCGAGACACAUCCAAAGCAAUAUGCAGAGGAGCUCGCGAACGCCCUUAUCAAUGUGCCAGGGGGUGCAUCAUUGUAUCUUGUGAAAACUUCACACGCAUAUCUAUCCCUGUGCUCGUCCUCCAUCGUGAACCAAGUAUUCUUGAAGUGGCUGAGACGUCAGCCGGCGGCACGGUCAGACCUCAGGAAACCGAUGUCAACGGCGGCGCUGAGCGAUAGGAUGAUGUCUGCACUGGAGCAAAUUGGUCAAUGGAGAAGGGACCCCGGGUUUACCAUGGAAAAGAAUCCGUUGUCCCCCAUCCACUUCUCGUGCCUUAGCAAGGAGGUUUGCAAGAGCCAGGAGGAAAUGAUUGCGUCAUUCGAGAAGGGAGAGCGUGCGGCAUUCUCUCCCUUGGGCAUGGACGGCCGCCCGUUGCGCAAGUAUUCAGAGAGGAAAGCUCACUGGCUGGAUGGCGGACCGGAUGGGUUCUCAUACACCGAUCCCAAACGCUACCCUCAGAUGGAUAGAGGGAAACAGCCAAAGUACGCGGCGAAGAACGUCAGCUUGAAGUCUUCAAAGCGAGACCUAGCGGUCGUGCGGCCCGAACCCUUGACAGAGAAGGACCAGCUGAUACCGCGUUCCAACCGCGCGAACGUCGAGCCCGCCAACGUAGUGGAGAAGAACGUCGUGAAGGGAUCGAUGGCAAGGGUCGUGGCGAAUAGCAGUACCGCCUUGCCGCGUCUGCUCAACCGGUGA